This is a messenger RNA of Drosophila yakuba, 401 nucleotides long. Its product is annotated as single-pass membrane and coiled-coil domain-containing protein 4 homolog. The transcript has a single exon. Lineage: Eukaryota; Metazoa; Arthropoda; Insecta; Diptera; Drosophilidae. Bases 124 to 300 code for a protein of 58 amino acids. The record is from RefSeq and is a predicted model, not a curated record.
ACUGGUCGAAAUCAACCCAGUCCAACGUUUCUUCUUCUUAUUUGGCCCAGAAACAACUUGUUGAAUCGAGUCCCACACGUCACCAGGUUAAAGGAACAAUUGUUAAAACUAUAUGGGAUUAAGAUGCGUCAGCUGAAGGGAAAGGUGAAGGAGACACGCAAGCAGAAGAAGGAGCGUAAGCUGGACAACCUGAAGAGCCAGGCCAAAAUCCGCACCGUGGUGCUGCCGGCGCUCGGCGUUUUGGCUGUAUUCCUUGUGCUGUUCGUCUAUCUGAAGACCCGCCCUGCGGUCUUCGCCUAACGUUGUCAUAAAUUGUAGUUCAUAGUCGCGGGCAGUGCAAUUAAAUCCUUGUAAAGACAUAUAGCUUUAUUAGUAAGAUUAAAUCGCAGUUCGUCCAUCCA